AUGCGAAAGACAUUCACCGAAAACUGUGAUUCUUGACUGCGCCUCACUGAAUAUCCUGGGUUACUUGAGAUGAUAACAAUAGUCAGAAGUAUUUAAUGUUGCCAAAUGUCUACUACUUUUCUAAGUAGUCGUCAUGUACUUACUAUACGGCAGCUUUUAAAAAGUUGCUUCAAAAGGACUUGCACUAUCUAGUUUGUAAUUGUUGCAUCCACACACACAUAAGCAAGCGCACGCAAAGAUAGACUUUAUAGUUAGCUGCAAGUUAGCAAUAAAACCUACCAAUUUUACCAACUUUUCUUAUUUAUUAUUAGAGAAACUUUGGUCAUCCGCGCAUUUAUGUGUUGGAUUAUUGUGUGCUUCCAUACAUACAACAACAGAAAAAAAAAGCAUAAUACUAUGUAAAAAUAAAAUUAUUUAAAAAAAAACAUAGCAGCAUAUAGACUUAGUAUCACUUACAAAUAUUAACGUUUAAUGUCGAUAAAAUGUUGGAUCAGUCUGUGUAAAUGUGAAGAUGUGAUUACAGUGCGUGGCUGUCGAAAUAUUAAACCCUUCUCUCUCUCUCUCUCUCUACGUACUUCAUGAGAUUGUGUAACUUACCACAUAUACAGGCAAUUGUGGAUAUUCAGCAAGUAUACAAUACACGAGAUUUAGAGUAUAGCUGUUCACUUUGUAAAGUGGAUUUAAUCGGUGCUGACGAUAUAGAAAAUCAUUUACGUACUCACACACAUCAAAAGAAAUAUAAAGAGAAAUUUAAUUUGGAGGAAUUCGUAUUCGAAGAAGAAAUGAGAUUGUCUGCGUCCGACUCCGUUUUUGCCGUGUGGAAAACAUGUCAGUCCAGAGCUAGUAAAGAACUAGCAAGGAUUAUCGGCGAAAAAGGUGUGCAUUUAUGUGUUUGUGGUUUCCGUAUUACUUGCUAUGAUGAUAUGAGAAAACAUUUUCCAAUUAAAUAUUAUGAAAUCCAUCCACGAAUUCGUUCAUGGAAAAAAAGUUUGGAGAAAUGUAUUCGAUCACGCGCGGAUCGUCAUAGGAUUGAUUAUAGAGAUUGUUACACCAUUCUAACGUUAUUUGGACUCCCCAGUCACAUUAUUGAUAUGAAAAGAGAGCAAGCUUUAGAAGUUGCUAAAGCUAAAUUGUUGGAGGAUUCCACCAAAUUAGAGUCAGCAACAGACGUUCGAGGAGAUGGUGAAGACGAAGAUGAAGAAGAAAAUGACGAUGAAGAGGAAGAGGAAGAAGAACAUAAAGCGGUUCUUCGAAUUCUUCGCUGGCCUUUGGUGGGAAAACAAUUGAUUCCAACCAAACACAAGAUGAAUAGUAACAUGGGACAGUAUGGACAUGCUUCUCCUUUCACAGAUCAGUGGGGGUUGGAUCGCGUUAAUAAUCCCCCAAAGAAUCCUUAUCUUGGUUACAAUUAUCCAAAAGGUCAUCUUUACCCUCAAAUCGUACCCGGACCUUCAAAUCCGCCAUUUCCACAUGCUGGAAAUCAACGAAUUGGUGCUGUGCAUCCACUACCGCCAUCAUCACCGCCUUCAUUCUUCACUGCAAGGGGAUUUCAAAGUUCCAGUCAACAAGAAUCAAAUCACAGACUACAAACAAACCAUGUGAAUCGUCAUUCAGUGCCUAUGCGUUCCACAUCGCCAACUCCAAGAAGUCAUUUGCCACCGAACCGUCGUCCUGCGUCACUAGUACGAUAUGAAUACAAUCAGUAUGGUAAUUGUGAAGAGGAAAUUGUGUACGACGAUGCUGAUCAGCCCUCAAAUUUGGAUCGGUCACCGUAUCUACGUCGUCAUGGUUCCAGUGCUACUCGACCAUCUUUGGGAAGACCAAAUCUCAGGGAUAGAUCUCUAGAUCGACCUUCUCAACGUUCUGAUGGAAUGCCCAAAUUACAGCCUCCUAACUAUGAAAUGAGAUCGUUUAUGCCGCCGAUGAGACGAAAUGAAGCAGCUGGAGAUGAUGUGGAAAUGGAUAAUCUUCGUGCUCGAGAUCAACGACCUUCAUUAGAAAGAUCCCUUCGUAGAGGAGAAGAUUCUCCGAAUCUUCAUGUUUUCCCUCAUUCAUCGGAAAGAGCAUCAAGACAUCAGUUUCCAAGUUAUGAUAUGAAGCUGUUUGCGACGCCAAGACGAGUUGAACGAGAAGAUGGCGUAGAUAUAUUUGAAUAUAGUCCAAGAGAAUCACGACGUUCAUUCGAAAGACCACCUGCUCACAUGGAUGGUCCUCCAUCGAACUACUCUCAUCAUCAUUCUGAAGAGAAACGAAGAUUUCAGCCACCAAAUUAUGAUAUGAGAAUGUUUGCUACACCGAAUCGAGGUGAACCGAAAGACCUAAUCGAUGUUGAUCCAUACGGCGCAAAUUAUCCUCCUCGAUCAGUUCGAGAUGAGAGACCUAAAUUCCAGUUUCCAACUUAUGAUGUGAAGGGAUUAGUUACUCCGAGACGUGGUGGACAAGACAAUGGUAUGAUUCAUUCUGAUAUGUUCAUACCUGGAGGUCCUUACAGACCCCUACCUCCAAUCCGUAAUCCACUUGGUGAGCGUAGAUCCGCAAUGACAGCGAAUCGUCAGUCGCCACCACCACUGCCACCAGCUCUUCCUCCUGUCCGUGAACGCCUAACGGCAGGUAGUCGUAGUGAUAAAAAGAGAUCAGUACCGUUGUUUUUCUUGAAGAAACCUGUAUUCGGUAAAAGGGUUCGGGUUUUUACUACGAAAGACAAAAUUGAAAUGGCUAAACAAGGUUUUCGAAGACUACGAACUCAUCGUAAAUAUUGUGAUAUUUGUGAAAGACGAUUUACAACAAGGAUUAAACUGGCUAAACACUUAGAAUCCGAUCCUCAUCUAAAGAAUUUAAAUUUGUUUAAAGAAGCAAUAGCUAAAAUUAAAGAGGAUGAAGAUGAUGAAUCUUUGAUGAGUAAGGACGUGUAUAAUGGAAAAACUCCCAAAAUCUAUUGUGGUAUAUGUAAGGAAACAUUCACCAAUAAAACACGUUACAUGGAACAUUUGAAAUUCAGACGACACAAAGUCAAUGCUCGAAUUCAUCAGGUGUUUAAAGUAGUCAAAAAUAAGUCACCCGACCAAUUGAUAAAACUGCCCGCUGAGGAUCCAUUGGAAGCAUUUUGUCUUUAUAUGAAUUCAGUUGGAUCAAGCACCGAUAAAAGAGAAGAAACCGUAUUAUUGUUCACUUUGUAACGCGAAUUUAUGUGGUGUGGACACUUUGGAGAAUCAUUUACACAGUGUUAGUCACCAAGAACAAUAUAAAUCACGUGUUGAUCCACAAUGGACUAUUCAAAAAGCAGUUGCAUCAUCAUUGUCAUUUGAAGAUGCGAUUUUCGAUAUGUGGAAAGCUUGUAAAGAUAAACACAAAAGAGACAUGCGAAUUGUUGAACGAAAUAAUAUUACAUUACAGUGUGUAUGCUCUUAUGAAAUAAAAACUUUCACUGAAUUUAAACAACACUAUCCGAAAAUAUUUCCACAAAAUGUUCUUUUCGAAGAUUCGGAAAUGUUUGCUGCAGCCGAGUAUGCACGAAAAAUUCGUAGUUACAGAAAUAUUUUCCGUGAAUGCAUUAAUAUAUUGAAGUUGUUCACUUUGCCAGAUGAAGUAAUUGUGGCUAAACGAGCCUAUGCAAUCAAUGCAGCUAAAGCUAGAGCUUGUAACAACAAUCAGGUUAAAAUGUCAUCAUCACCAGCGCCAUCACCGCCGCCGCCACAGCCGCUGCCAGCAGCAGCGCCAACAACCACAAUGACGACAACAACGCUACAAUAACAACAACACCGACUGAACCGUCUCAAUUGGACAACCAAUCCACUGUGCAAUCGUUUAUCAGUAUAAAAGAAGAAGAAGAAAAUAAAGCGAAGCAAGAACUAAGAAUAAAUUCUACCUUAUUAGAUAAUCAUGAUACUGUUGAUGUUCCUCUUCCGGCUAUUGUUGACAACAACGCCACCGCUACUACUACUACUCAGUCGGCAUAAUGAUGAUGACAUGCAUAAGUAUAAAAUAUUUGUUCAAUCAACUGAAAUGGAAAAUUUUUUUUCUUUCUUUAUCUAACUCUUGUUUUCUGCUGCGAAUUGUUGUUGAGUGUGAACAAAAUAAACUCAAUUUACACUUGUGCAUUUAUGCUAUUCACAUGCCUUAUUGAUUAAUUGUAUUGUCCGUAAUAAAAGUAAUUAUAU
This is a messenger RNA of Schistosoma turkestanicum, 4157 nucleotides long. NCBI's taxonomy places the organism in Eukaryota, Metazoa, Platyhelminthes, Trematoda, Strigeidida, Schistosomatidae. The record is from the annotation of a GenBank genome assembly.